AGGCGCGCAUACUUUAUUCUACCCGCAAGCGCGUGCGGCGCAAUCUAAAGUCAUGGCGACGCGCAAGAAGACUCCCGGUUCUCCUCCUCCACGGGCCGCUGCCACGCCCGAGCUGGAGAAGCUACCUCCGCUUUCCCAAGUCGUCCAGCAGCUCUACGACCGGCAGCACAACGCGGAUUGGGGCGAUGUGGUCGGGGACCUGAUCGACGGCGCGGUCGCGGAGGCCGUGAUCGACGUGGCCUACGAGGAAUACCUGGCUCGGAAAAAAGGCAAGACCCGCAACCUCCUCGCGGAGCUGCUUGUGAACCGCGCGACGCUGGAAAUCGCCUACGACGUCGCUAGCCAGACGCACCGCGUGGCCCUGGACGAACAUAAGGCAAUCGAGGAGAGCCUCCGCCGCAAACGCAACAAAGCUGCGGAGAGCACAGCUCCCGCGGCACUGAAAACGAGGUCCCCGGGCGCUUCGCCGAAACGCGCCGGCGCGAAGGCGAAAGCGAAGCGGGGAAUCGCCGCCGGCCGACCGGGGGCGACCAGAAACCGCCCCGGAACGAAGGCCCGCGAGAACGAAAACCCAGACGGAUUGAACCGGGAUGAAACGCUGAAGCACAGACCCGCCGCCCAUCAAUCGUCUCCGGAUGCCGCGAAAAACUAUGCCAAGAAGCUCGAGGACCCCGCGACCGUGCACGGACUCCUGCUCGCCGCGCUGAACGGGGCGGCGGCGCUCCGGCCCUACCUCCAGCAGAACUGGGUCUGCGCGCCGGACCAGAAUAAGGCCCGUCGGAUCAGCGAUUUCAUGCGGUCUUGCGUGAACUACAUCGACCACUCCGAGCCGUUUCUGCUGGAGAAGAUCUACCACCUGGGGAAGUGCCGCACCCGGUUGGAGCGCAACGAACCGCUGCACCGGGACCGCAGUGGGCAGGGGAACAACAGCACCCGCGAGGCGCAGAUGUUCUUUGCGCCCGAGGGAUUCUACGCGACAAAGACCACGGGAAGCCGGAAGGCCGCGGGGGUUGGGUUGCCGCCGGGUCUUCUUCACCGGGGAGGAAAUCACCAGAAAGAUGGAACGGCUGCCGCGCUUUCCCAUGCCGGUCACUCGCCGGAGAAAGAGACGAACACUUCUCCUAGUCAGAACAUGAUGAACCUCCCGCAAAACAAGUCGCAAAUGAAGAUCCCCCUGUACGAGAAGCCCCUGGUGGAUGAGCUGGAAGAGCAGGAGCAGCAACAAAGACACUUGCCCGGCGCGGUCACCGAGGGUCCGCGCAUCAAGAUUGUCCGCGAGCCCCCCGGCGCCAGUACGGACUGGCACGCAUUUUUCAAGGAUCGCUAUCCUUUGCAAAAGUUGACUGCAUGCACUUAUAUUAAUCGCAAUUUUUAUUUUAUGCACGGCGGGUUUGCGUUUGUCCCUUUUCACCUGAAUCCGCGGGACAAGUUGUUCGCAAAUCCUGAAUCAAUUCGUAUAAAUGAAAUUGGUGCGUCUGCAUCAAGUACUUUUGCGUUAUGCAUAACUGCAAGCGGUACGGGCACCACGCGGAGAAGUUGGCGAAGCGCAACGCCGGCGUGGACGCGAUCCUGGGAGUGAAAGUGGAGGAGGACAGCGGACAGCAGGAAAGAGGUUUCGCCUCAACUACAUCUCCGGACAACAACUCUGCCUCGCCCGCAACCGGUGGCAACAAGGAUGAAACAGCUUCACCCAAGGUACUAUCAGGCUUUCAACGAGGUGGACCGGGUAAAGCGAAAAGCAAAACUUCUUCCAAAGCGGGGGCAAAAGCUCGAGCCAUCGGUGGGGCGGGCAAGAUUUCCACGCAGGCGAAAGGUGCAGGUCUCGUCCGGGGGAACAGGAAAAGGCAGAGAGGGAAAAGUGAAGAUCAGGGCUUGACUCUCAGCCCCGGGGGGUCGUUGUCCGACGAAACCAGCGGGCACGACGAGAAGAAGACCAAGAGGCACAAAAAUCCGCUUCCGGCGGACGAAAUUGCAAGCAGCAAUACGUCCGCGAAACCUCAAGAACUCCACCCGCAACACGGACGGUUUUACCUGUUUCGCACCCUGCUCGAGCCGGGGCACGAGUUGGACAAACGAGGAUCUACUUCGUCCACGCGCGACGAAGUCGAUCACGUCCGUUUCUAUGUGCGCGACGGCACCUAUGAGAGUGCACACGUUGGUCCCUCCUGAUUUGUUCUGCAACAACGCAGGUGCUAACUUGUCACGCAUCAUUCGGAUGAUGCCGUGCAAAAACGCAACUCACGACGCUGCCCUGUGGCACUGUUUGCAUGACGAAAUCCGGAAGUAGCCGAACACUCGGAUCAUCCACUUGUCAUGCGCAGGCUCGAUGUGUGCGGGGGUUUGAAUUGCUGACCAUGGCAAACGAAUGAAGAAGAGGGGGAGCAGCUGGGCACUCCCAUAGCACCGCGGUCUCGGGGUUGAGCCUGGCUCCCACGCAAAGCACCUCCUCCUCCGCAAUCCGUGGGGACCGGGAGCGCCAGAUCGCGUACAUCAUAUGCGUAUACAGAAGUUGUAUCGUCGCACAUCAUCAAAGCAGAAACUGCACGGCAAUAGAUGGUGAUUUGCAGAAUAGGAAAAACGCACCAGGUUGUAUGAUGCCAUAUGCUGCAACCCAGAUAGUGAGAUCUGUGAUGCAGUAUUCCAAUGUUGGAAUGCGAGUCAUCUUCUGCACGGGAUAAACCACCCGGCGGGACGAGUUCCACCCCGCCGCGCGGACCGUGAACCAGCGGCAGCUGCAGGCGCGACAGGAGACGCGGGCCCUGAAGCGGGACAUCCAGCUCGUGAAGGCCAGGAUGGCGAAAGAGAAAGCGGAGGCGGACCGGAUGAAACAGAAUCUCGAGCAAGCGGCGCUGGACAGUGGAUCCCUGCUGGAGAAAAGCGAGGAAGAAAAGUUAUUGGAUUCUUACAUCACGGAGACCUUCUCGACCACCCACCCGCAUUGCCGCCGGUUCUGCGAGAACGCGUUCGACCAACUGUUGGAAAGGUCGUUCCCCGACAUCGAUCCGACGUCCACCAAAAAGAUGCUGCAGCAGGACGCAUUUUUCGCCGGGAAGGCGGCGUUGCGGUACGCGCUCGACGAGGAGAUCGAGAGGCAAGGGGAGCAGAGCCAGCAGUUUGACUUCGACAAAGCGUACGCGACCCGCGACGCGCUGCAAGAAAUCUUAGCAGCGGUGGCGGGCUUGAAUGCUCCUGCGGCCACUCAAGAAGUGGAAGCUGCGGGGGCCCAAGAAAAACAAGAAGAUGCAGCUGACGAGGCCGGCGCAGGUGGGAAAACUUUCGAGAAUAGGAAACACGAGCAGCUAACGACAAUUUUGCAGCAGCUGGGCGAUUACAUUUUUCCGUACGACAGCUCGAAGAUGAGGACGAGAAAUUACGAAGAUAGCGAGAAUUUCAAACUGUACUGCGAAAAGUUUCAGAAGAAGAACCUUCUCCUGAACAAGAGAGUAGAGGAAAAAUCACUGCGUACGCGGGAGUUGCAAGGAAGCGACGACUACCUCCCGUUGCCAUCUUCGUGGUCUUCCAAAGAACGACUAGAUUGUUUCGCAACAAGUACAGAGGAAGAGCAGCAACAAAACCCUAGCACCGCCCGCAGCCCCGCAGGGUUGGACUACAUACUAGGGGCCCUCGAUCUCCCUUCGCCCGCGGAACAAACGUUGGCAGAUUACCGGACGAGAAUGAAAAGGGAAAUGACGUCGAAAGGAGAACAACCCCUACCUGCGAACAUGAACCUCUUGCGCCAGGUGAAGAUGGCCGGAGGAUCGGAAAGCUCUACUCGGAAGAGUGGUGCAGUAGGCAAAAAGCCGAAUAUACUUUCUUCAACGUUUUCUGCACCCGCCAAUUGUGAUGGUUCAACAUCGCUCGAGACUGCACAAGAUCGGGAGCUCGACGCCGUUUUUCUACAAACGUGGCGUGACUAUCACGAGAAUGCGGUUACUGACGAAUCUGAUGCAGAAUUUGAGGUCGACGAGGUUCUGUGGCAGGAGUCUUUGGAGAGAGUACUAGCGGAAAGAAGUGCAAGACGGGCCGGCACAGGUGAAUCUCUUGGAGAAGGUGCAAAGGAGGGCACUGAUGUUGCUUCCCCUGUUCCAGGAGAUCAUGUCCUCCAACUUUCUAACUUCUCCCCGCCUUUUGUCGCACGGCUGCUCCAGGGCCGGGAAGAGUUUUACGCGAGGUGGAAGCAACCACGAGCGGCGCAGCAACUCCCCGCACAGCCGCACCUACCGCGUGAUCACGUCGAUCGGGGGCAGCGAGCCCGGGAGACCGCGGCGGCAGAGUUGCUGACGCGGCAGAACGUGGAGGAGAGGAGGCUGAGGAACGGGUUGGACAAGGUCAAUGCGCAGGCGCACCGAGAUUUGGAACGGUUCAACCAGCAAGUGGCGCGGAAGAGAGGAGAACGGCGAACUUUGGAGGAGCAGUUGGAACAGUAUGGACGGAGAGAAUUUUAUUUAUCCCGAUAACUUUGAGCCAAAAAAUCCAGUUCAUGCUCAUUUGCAUUUUUCACGACAGGGCUGUAGUUUGUCACUUGCUCUAGGAAAUGAUGGAACUUGAUGACAAUGCACAGACCACAACAGCUGCACAUCAUGCACGUCGCGCCUAGUACUCGCGCUGUUCUUCACAACUUAACUGCUCAAGUUUAAGGUUUGACUCCGUGCAUAGCGGCACCAAUUCCCUCAUCCGAGGCCAGAGGCUUGGGCAGUUGCGGCCGAAGCGGGAUUACAGCCUGGCGGAAGAGGUUUUGUUUGGCAGACUGGCAAACUCCUCUCCACGUUGAGAGACUCUAAAGCGAAUUAUCCAGCACAGACCGUCUGUUUCGUACGUCGUGUAAGAUUUCGCUUUCUUCCAAGAAGGAGAUAAAAACCCAAACUGAAUAGUGCAUUCCAU
This is a messenger RNA of Amoebophrya sp. A120, 4881 nucleotides long. The record is from the annotation of a GenBank genome assembly. NCBI's taxonomy places the organism in Eukaryota, Dinophyceae, Syndiniales, Amoebophryaceae.